GAAGCUCAGAGCAAGUAACAACAGGUGCUGUUGUAUUUUACACCUUGCACUCCUCUUUUUCCUAGUAAUAUUUUUAGACCUGAUGUCCUGAAAACCAAGAUAAAGCUGUCUACUAGAUCUACAAUUAGAACGCCUCAGAUCCGGAGAUCACCGGUUUGUGUCGAGAGAGUGAGAGCGGGCUGGAGGCUGGGCGCUCGCGCGGAUCGGGGGUCCAUGCGCGGUGUCGCUGCCUGACGCGAGCUCGGCCCGGGAGCUCUAAGCCGUCCUCCUCUGUGCCCUCUUUCUGAUAAUGGUAGCCGUGCUCCGCUCGGUCGUGGCGCUCAUGCUGCUGCUCGGUCAGGUGUGGCUGGGCGCCGCCGCCGGUCUCAUUCCCGACGUGGAGCGGCGGAGGCACGCACCCGAACACUCCGAGCGCUUUCUGCGCGACUUCGAGCUCCGACUGCUCAACAUGUUCGGUCUAAAGCGAAAACCCACGCCGAGCAAGGGAGCCGUAAUACCCCAGUAUAUGCUGGACCUCUAUUAUAUGCACUCAGAGAAUGGAGACCAGAAAAGCAUCCGGCGGCCCAGGAGCAUCAUGGGGAGGCACGCGGAGCGCGCGGCCAGCAGGGUCAACACCAUCCGGAGUUUCCAUCAUGAAGAGGCAUUAGAGGCUCUGGCCAGCCUGAAAGGAAGGACCACACAGCAGCUGUUUUUCAACCUCACUUCAGUCCCGGCAGAGGAGCUCAUCACGGCUGCAGAGCUACGCAUCUUCAGAGACCAGGUGCUCAGUGACCUUAAGCAGAGCAACACCAGCCGUGCUGGAGCCUUUCAGCGAAUUAACAUAUUUGAGGUGUUUAGGCCAGCUCAUUCCCCCUCACAGGAGCCUCUUACCAGACUUUUGGACACUCGUCUGGUGCAGGACUCACACUCACGCUGGGAAAGCUUUGAUGUUAGCUCAGCAGCAGCACGCUGGGCCACACAGCCACACCACAACCAUGGCCUCAUGGUGGAGAUUCUGCACCCAAACGGGGCCAGUGAUGGUGAGGAGGCAAAAACAAGCAGGAGUAGUCACGUGAGGGUAAGCCGGUCCCUUCAUCCUGACAUUGAAUCCUGGGCUCAGGCUAGACCACUGCUGGUCACUUAUAGCCAUGAUGGCCAGGGCACUGCAACACUCCACAGAGAAAAACGGCAGGUGCGGCGGCCUCCAAAACGACGUAAACCCCAGAAAGCCAACUGUCGGCGGCACCCACUCUAUGUAGACUUUAGUGAUGUGGGCUGGAAUGUGUGGAUUGUGGCGCCGCCAGGCUACCAUGCCUUUUACUGCCAAGGCGAGUGCCCGUUCCCACUGUCAGAUCAUCUGAACUCCACCAACCAUGCCAUUGUGCAAACGCUUGUGAACUCUGUGAACUCUAAUGUGCCACGAGCAUGUUGCGUACCCACAGACCUCAGUCCCAUCUCUCUGCUCUACCUGGAUGAGUAUGAGAAGGUUGUCUUAAAGAACUACCAAGACAUGGUGGUGGAGGGCUGCGGAUGCCGAUGAGAACAAAACUCAUGAAGUUUAUGAAGACUUUUUUAUUUAUAUAAAAGAACAUUCAAAAAGAGUUAUUUAGUUAUUUUGAAAAAAGAUGUAUAUAUAUAUAUACACA
This is a messenger RNA of Tachysurus vachellii, 1625 nucleotides long. RefSeq names its product bone morphogenetic protein 2b (gene bmp2b). The transcript has 3 exons. NCBI's taxonomy places the organism in Eukaryota, Metazoa, Chordata, Actinopteri, Siluriformes, Bagridae. Bases 290 to 1519 code for a protein of 409 amino acids. The record is from RefSeq and is a predicted model, not a curated record. Gene Ontology annotation, cellular component: extracellular region. Gene Ontology annotation, molecular function: BMP receptor binding; cytokine activity; growth factor activity. Gene Ontology annotation, biological process: negative regulation of transcription by RNA polymerase II; SMAD protein signal transduction; BMP signaling pathway.